UUCUUCUUUUAAAAGAACAAAAUAAUAAACAAAGAAUUAACGGCUUCAUAUUCUGAAGCGGUACCAGAUCUGCGUCAUUUCUCUUCACCAGAAAGAAACUGCUUCUGAUUCAUCAUGGAUGAGAAGCUUAUACAGCGAUUAGAAUCGGCAGUGUCACGUUUGGAGGCGAUAUCCACCGGAACCCACUCCGCAUCUUCUCCGUCCGACGCUUCUGAUGCGGCAUUCGAUCCAUCAGUUGUUGCCUUUGGCGAUCUGAUUGAUCAAUAUGUCGGUAGGGUUUCUAGUGCUGCCGAGAUUAUUGGUGGACAGGUUUUGGAGGUUACCAAUAGGGUGAAGGAAGCCUUCGCUGCUCAGAAAGAACUUUUGAUUAAGCUCAAACACACUCAGAAACCUGAUCCUGCUGGGCUGGCUGAAUUUCUGAAACCAUUGAAUGAAGUGAUCGUGAAAGCUACCUCAUUGACAGAAGGAAGGAGAUCUGAUUUUUUUAAUCACUUGAAGGCUGCUGUUGACAGUCUCUCAGCUCUAGCAUGGAUUGCAUUUACUGGGAAGGAUUGUGGUAUGAGUAUGCCCAUUGCACAUGUGGAAGAAAGUUGGCAAAUGGCUGAGUUUUAUAGCAACAAGGUACUUGUAGAGUACAGAAACAAAGACCCUAAUCACGUUGAGUGGGUCAAAGCUCUGAAAGAGUUGUAUCUACCUGGUUUGAGGGAUUAUGUGAAGAGCUUUUAUCCUUUAGGCCCUGUAUGGAGUCAAACGGGAAAAAUAAUUGCUCCAUCAAAAACUAAUGCACCUGCUGCACCUGCUGCCCCUCCUCCUCCGCCUGCAUCUCUCUUUAGCUCUGAAUCAUCUCAGGCUUCAUCUUCUCAGCCAAAAGUGGGGAUGUCUGCUGUUUUUCAACAGAUUGGUACAGGAAAUGUCACAGCAGGUCUGAGAAAGGUUACGGAUGAUAUGAAGACUAAGAAUCGCACAGAUAGAUCUGGAGUUGUUGGCAGUACUGUAAAAGAAAGUCACGCUGGUUCACGUGCAGCUCCUAAAGUUGGACCUCCAAAGUUUGAACUUCAAAUGGGCCGCAAGUGGGUUGUUGAGAAUCAAAUUGAUCAGAAAAGCUUGGUCAUUGAAGAUUGUGAUGCAAAGCAGUCUGUAUAUAUUUAUGGAUGUAAAAACUCUGUGUUGCAGGUUCAAGGCAAGGUCAACAAUAUAACUAUUGACAAUUGCAGAAAGAUGGGAGUUGUAUUUAAGGAUGUUGUUGCAGCUUGUGAGAUUGUAAACAGUAAUGGAGUUGAGGUUCAAUGCCAGGGUUCGGCUCCUACAAUUUCAGUGGACAACACUUCUGGCUGCCAGAUUUAUUUGAGCAAAGACUCUUUAGAAACAUCCAUAUCUACAGCAAAGUCAAGUGAGAUCAAUGUAUUGGUUCCUGGCACUGUGUCUGAUGGUGAUUGGGUGGAGCAUUCUUUGCCACAACAGUACAAUCAUUUAUUCAAGGAUGGGCGUUUUGAAACAACUCCAGCUUCACACUCUGGAGGUUAAAUGUAUUGGCAAGUGAGAGUUCCUUAUCAUUUUUACAUCAUCUUAUUCCUUGGAUUGCUAUGGGAGUGCCUUCAAUUCCUUGUUUCUCUGAAUCAUUUACAAAUACAAAUCAUAUAUAUAUUUGUUUACCACAUUCUUGCUUGGUUGCCUGUGCUUGUGAUUUUUCCGAUAGCUUAUGGAAACAUCCUAAGCCUCAGAGUUUGCUUCUGCUUGAGCUUUUUUUUGUUGUUCGAUGCAUUAUGCAAUUGAAUUAUUAGCUUUCAGAGGACCCAUACAUUUGUCUUGAUAUCUUGGUUUGAUUCUCAAAGUUUUGCAUAUUUUUGAGGACAGAACAAUGAUGUACUUAAUGCAUUCUGAAAAUCGUUUGAGUCUUUUGAAUAGAUUUAUAUCCCCAGUUUCUAAUGAGAAAAUGAUGAGUUGAUGGA
Cicer arietinum (chickpea) is the source of this 1949-nucleotide messenger RNA. Its product is annotated as cyclase-associated protein 1. Gene Ontology annotation, molecular function: adenylate cyclase binding; actin binding. Gene Ontology annotation, cellular component: cytoplasm. The record is from RefSeq and is a predicted model, not a curated record. Gene Ontology annotation, biological process: actin filament organization; cytoskeleton organization. NCBI's taxonomy places the organism in Eukaryota, Viridiplantae, Streptophyta, Magnoliopsida, Fabales, Fabaceae.